AUGGCCGUGUCGCCCCCGUGGCGGCUGCGGAGGCAGCGGUCCGUCCCGGCCGCCGUCGUGGCCACCUUCGCGCCCUGCGUCGGCGGCGGCGCAGGUCACCAGGCGGCGCCGCCGCCGCCGAGAGUCCUUCGCUUGGGAGGGGCGGCCAAGUCUGCUCGCUACCGCCGCCGCCGCGUAGUCGGGGAGGAGGAAGAGGGUGGGCGCUUCGACCACGCCACACCGUCGGCGGAGCGGCCCGCCCCCGGCGGCGUGGCCCUCGUGCGCGCGCUGUGGAGGAGGAUCGUGAGGGGGAGGAGGUGGAAGGUGAUGAGCCGGAGCGGGUCGUCGUCGGUCGGGGAGCAGUACGGGCAGGACGAGUACGAGCAGAACUUCGACGAGGGCGCCGCGGCGGCCGGCGGCGAGCCCGAGCCCGAGUACCUCUCGCGGUCCUUCUCCGCGCGCUACGCCGGCGGCCGGCGAUCCGCCGGGCUGGCGCCUUGGGGUGCCCCCCGCGAACUAAUCCAGGUGACUCAGUGAACUGAUCUCAUCAUCAUGGCUGCCAUGGCAUAUUUGUGCGGUUUAGAGAACCUGCUCAAUGGCGGGUAAAUCAAACCUCAUAUGUCUACUUUGCAGUAUGUAAAUUUAAAAUUUUAACGUAAUCCAUCCAAAGGAAUGUCACUGCUGAAACUCACUAUUGUGUUUCUGUUUAAUUUGAAUUUUGUUUUUUUUU
Molecule: messenger RNA, 709 nt
Organism: Oryza brachyantha (malo sina)
Lineage: Eukaryota; Viridiplantae; Streptophyta; Magnoliopsida; Poales; Poaceae
Exons: 1
Coding region: 1-516 (171 amino acids)
Source: RefSeq, a predicted model, not a curated record